ACACUGAUCUUUAAGAGAGUGGUAACUAAUGUUGGCAAUAGAUACAACUCCAGCACAGGCAUCUUCACAGCCCCCACAAAGGGCGUCUACUACUUCUCUUUCACCGGCUGCGUGGGAAGAUCAGGUACAUUGGAUGCAACAUUGGUGAAGAACAGCGAACUCAUCUCUGAGAUCCACGACAGACGGGGAUCAACCGGCUGUAGCUCUAACAGCGUGACGGUGCAGCUGGAGGUCGGCGACACUAUCUUCAUCCGUCUCUGGAAUCGCCACAGCAUCUUCGACCAGGGCAAACUCAGCACCUUCACCGGGUUCCUCCUCUUCGCCGUGUAG
This is a messenger RNA of Sphaeramia orbicularis (orbiculate cardinalfish), 330 nucleotides long. RefSeq names its product complement C1q-like protein 4. The record is from RefSeq and is a predicted model, not a curated record. Gene Ontology annotation, molecular function: protein binding. Lineage: Eukaryota; Metazoa; Chordata; Actinopteri; Kurtiformes; Apogonidae. The transcript is spliced from 2 exons. The annotation marks the transcript as partial.